GAAGAGAGAAGAGAAAGAGGAGAUUAAAAAAAAAGAGAAAGGGGAAAGAAAAAGGAGAAAGAAAACCCAAUCAUAUAGACAACAGCUGAUCAAGAAUUCCAAUAGGAAGCUGUUAUUUCAUAUAAAAAGACCCCUUCAAGGAAAGUGAGCCCUACGAGGCAAAUCAGGCAGCCCUGAUGCUCAGCAGGUAGGUAAUUAACUUUUCUCUGUCGCCAGGAUUCAUUAGGCAGCAGCUCCCUGUGAAGAGAUGCUCACUGGCCUGUGGGUCUUCACACAGGCUUUAAUCCCCACCUCCCUCUCCUCAGUUCCGUUCUGGUGGAAAGCUGCUCAGUGCAGGCAUGCACUCUCUUGGUCUCUGCUAUCUACGCUGGAGUGGAAUGAUUGUGGGCCUCAUCACACUUCUCCCUCUUUGAACAGGGCAAGGUGGCCAGAACUUGGGUACCAGGACUUUUAGAAGUAAGUUCUAGUUCUAAAGCAUAGGCAGCACUUUCUCAAAGUUGGCAGAAGAAUGAAGCUGGUAGGGGUGGGGGGAAGCAGAGGGCAAGGCAAAGGAGAGAACUGGAUUUUGGUUCAGAAAUUGGUAUUGGGAUGGCUACAACAGCACUGUGACUGACUGUACCUUCUCUGAUUUGUCUUGCUUUGAAUAAUGCAUCACAGCAGGGGAAAAUUGCUGGAUUCUAGUAUAGAUUAAGUAAAAUCUACUUAGGCUUCUCCAAUCCCAAAGACUUGCAAGUCUCCCUGCUCCAAGCCAAGAACAUCUGCUCCGUUGCUUUCUCUCCUUGGAUUGUCACAGCCCCAGGUGCUGUCUGGGGCCUGUGGGCAAAGGCUCCCUGACCAAUUUGUUCUCCAGUCACCCACUGGCGAUGUCACAGCAAGAACUAACAGAGUCCUCCUGGCUGCCUGAGAAUAGUCUCUCCUUGAGAGAAGAGGACGCAAAAGUUUCAUGUGGUUGCUAAAAACAGGAACCCAGGCUUCUGCAAACACAUCAAGCCUUCCUUAUUUCUAGCAGAGGAAGUAUGUGGCCUGUUUGGCAACUGCCGUUCUACAUGAUAGCAUGAGCUUCAUAACACUCGGCAGGGCCCCUUCAUCACGACAGUCAUUCAGCUGUUGCAGCGGCAGCUGAUGGAGAUUGAAUGACAACUCUGGCUGGCUGGCUGGUUAGUUACUUCUUGGAGUUAAUGCAAAGAGAGGAAGCAUGCUCACCAUUUAAAGUUUUGAAGUUGCUUCUUCUAAACCAAGAGUGAACAAUCGAGCAGAAGAGAUGGGCAACAGCAUGAAGACAUCUACUGCACCACCAGAAAGACCUUUGCCUGGCCCAACGGGAUUAGACAAUGACUUCCUUGCUGUUUUGUGUGAUUAUCCAUCUCCUGACAUCAGUCCCCCUAUAUUCCGUCGAGGAGAAAAACUACGAGUAAUUUCAGAUGAAGGAGGCUGGUGGAGAGCAAUUUCCUUAAGUACUGGUCGAGAAAGUUAUAUUCCCGGAAUGUGUGUGGCAAAAGUUUACCAUGGUUGGCUCUUUGAAGGAUUAGGAAGAGACAAAGCUGAAGAACUAUUACUACUGCCUGAUACAAAGAUGGGUUCCUUCAUGAUCAGAGAAAGUGAAACUAAGAAAGGUUUUUAUUCACUAUCAGUGAGACACAGACAAGUGAAACAUUAUCGCAUCUUCCGCCUACCCAACAACUGGUAUUAUAUUUCUCCAAGAUUAACCUUCCAGUGCCUGGAGGACCUCGUGAAUCACUAUUCUGAGGUGGCUGACGGACUCUGCUGUGUGCUCACAACACCCUGCUUAACUCAAUGCACAACCGGCAAUGUGGAGAGACCUUCAGGAUCACCUGUUGUGAUGCGCCAGAAAAAUUUCAAUUGGAAAAAUGUUGCAAGAGUGCAGUCUGGUCCUGAAGAAGCAAACCACUUGGAGAUGGAUGAGUCACUCUUUAGCUAUGGUCUCCGGGAAAGCAUCGCCUCUUACCUCUCCCUGGCAGGAGAAGAUGGCUCCUCCUUUACCAGUGAACGGAAAAAGAAAAGCCAUUCUCUGAUUUAUACUGGGAACAAACGCAAGAGUGCUCUGUUUUCUGCUCCUCAAUAUUUUGAAGAUUAGACUUUAAUCCCAAUGGGAACACAGAACUGAAUUUUCACUUCAAAUCACCCAUGUAGCUAUUGGCCCGCUGGUGGGCUCACAGCAACCAGAAGCAGAGAAAGAAUGGACAUAAAGAUGACUAAACUCUGAAUCUGCACCCCAUUCUCCACCAGUCCCCUAAUCUUCCCCAUAUCAACAAAAGAAGUAUCUCUCCUGGUGGCUAGAUAGUACUGUAGAUAUUACUGUUUGUUAAAUUAUAACUUAGUCAUACACUGGAUCACAAAAAGUGAGUGAGUGAUUGAGUAAGUGAGUGAGUA
Messenger RNA from Antechinus flavipes (yellow-footed antechinus), 2391 nucleotides. It is a transcript of the gene SLA, whose product is annotated as Src like adaptor. The record is from RefSeq and is a predicted model, not a curated record. Gene Ontology annotation, molecular function: protein binding. The coding region runs from base 1262 to 2095 and encodes 277 amino acids. Lineage: Eukaryota; Metazoa; Chordata; Mammalia; Dasyuromorphia; Dasyuridae. The transcript is spliced from 9 exons.